Molecule: messenger RNA, 1967 nt
Organism: Asparagus officinalis (garden asparagus)
Lineage: Eukaryota; Viridiplantae; Streptophyta; Magnoliopsida; Asparagales; Asparagaceae
Product: ABC transporter B family member 26, chloroplastic
Exons: 17
Coding region: 184-1662 (492 amino acids)
Biological process (GO): transmembrane transport
Cellular component (GO): membrane
Molecular function (GO): ABC-type transporter activity; ATP hydrolysis activity; ATP binding
Source: RefSeq, a predicted model, not a curated record
CAGAUAUAUCAAUACCACAUUUCUUGGCAGCAUCCAUUUUUUCUGCACAGAGCAGCGAGACCAUCACAUUUUACAGGAACACAAAGCUUCUAGUUUUGUUGUGUUUUACAUCUGGGAUAUUCAGAAAAAUUUGGUCAUGUGAUAUUCAGUGGCUUGCGGGGUUGCUGCUUUGGCAUUGCAAAUAUGAUAUUGGUUAAGCGAAUGCGAGAGAUGCUAUACAAUGCUCUCCUUUAUCAGGAUAUGUCCUUUUUUGAUGAAGAAACAGUUGGUGAUCUAACAAGUAGACUUGGGGCAGAUUGUCAACAAGUAUCACAAGUCAUUGGAUAUGAUCUUAAUCUGAUAUGUCGCAAUGUUCUUCAGGGAACAGGUGCAAUAAUAUAUUUGUUUGUCUUAUCUUGGCCUCUUGCAUUGUCUACAUUGCUGGUAUGCUCCGUCUUAGCAUCAAUAAUGCUCAUAUAUGGCCGCUACCAGAAAGCAGCAGCGAAGUUAACUCAAGAGUUCACUGCAUGUUCUAAUGAAGUUUCACAAGAGACUUUAUCUUUAGUGAGGACAGUCCGAGUUUAUGGAACUGAGAACCGUGAAUUUAGCAGAUACCUAAAAUGGCUGGAAAGAUUGUUUGGAGUAAGUUUACGGCAAAGCUUCGCUUAUGGAUUUUGGAAUUUCAGCUUCACCUUUCUAUAUCAUUCCACUCAGGUUAUUGCUGUGCUAAUUGGAGGAAUUUCUAUUCUGUCUGGUCGUAUAACAGCAGAGCAACUUACAAAGUUUGUUAUGUACACUGAAUGGUUGAUCUAUUCAACGUGGAGAGUGGGAGACAAUUGGUCCACACUGAUGCAGUCUAUUGGAGCAAGUGAGAAAGUCUUCCAGUUGAUGGAUCUCCUGCCUAGCAAACAAUUCUUAUCAGAAGGACGGAAAUUGCAGAAGUUGGUGGGAAACAUUGAUUUUGCCAAUGUAUCAUUCCAUUAUCCUUCAAGAAUGACGAUAGCAGCUCUGCAGCAUGUGAACCUAUCAAUUCAUCCUAAUGAAGUUGUUGCUAUUGUUGGACUUAGUGGAAGUGGGAAAAGCACACUAGCCAGCCUUCUUCUUCGUCUGUAUGAACCAACUGAUGGGCAGAUAUUAAUCGAUGGAGUCCCUCUUGGAGAGUUGGACAUCAAAUGGUUGAGGGAAAAAAUUGGCUUUGUUGGACAGGAACCCCGCCUUUUCCGUAUGGAUGUUGCUUCAAAUAUAAAGUAUGGAUGUGCGAGGGAAGUGAGUCAUGAGGAAGUGGAAUGGGCUGCAAAGCAAGCAUAUGCACAUGAGUUUAUAAUGUCUCUUCCCAAUGGAUAUGAAACCCUUGUGGACAAUUCUCUUCUUAGUGGCGGACAAAAACAGCGGAUUGCCAUUGCAAGAGCUAUUCUUAGAGAUCCUACCAUUUUGCUCCUAGAUGAAGCCACCAGCGCCCUUGAUACCGAGAGUGAACAUUAUAUCAAGGGAAUCCUUCGCAACGCCAAGGCAAAGAGCAGUGUGAUUGUGAUUGCGCAUAGGUUAUCUACUAUACAAGCUGCUGACAGAAUAAUUGUAAUGGAUAGCGGGAGAAUUGUGGAGAUGGGAGAUCAUGCAGAGCUCAUCAGAAAGAGUGGCUUGUAUGCCCGACUGGCCAAUCGACAAGUUGAUGCCUUGGCAUGAUCCUCAAGGCUUGAGCACUUAUCGCUUCAUGUUUUCUGUUCCAUAAGUUUUAUUUAUGUGGAACAGUUAAAGGUACUCGAAGAGAGAUUGAUCACAAUUUUUUAAAACUUUUUUUGACAAGGCACGCUCAUGUUCGGAUGCCUCCAAAAAUUAGAGAGAAGGAUCGGUUGAUCUAAACUUGUAAGGUUCAUUCUUACUGUACUAUUUCAGUCAUGUUGAACUUGUUAAAGAACCCCAUUUACAUUUGACUAUGAUUGAUACUGAACUAUUUAAUUCUUCAUUUUAAGAGAAAAUUUGUCAAGGAA